AAUCGAUGUCUCAAGAGAUGACCAUUCUACGCUCUACACUCGAUUUGAUGAUGUGCCGCUAGCUCGUAGAAUUGACGCACAGGCGGCCGUUCACUGAUGGUGUUUCAAAAACUCGUCGCACCGUCGAGUUAGUCGUCGCGAGAUUGCAAAAUGCUGGCCCGCUGUGAUAUAUUUUGCUUCAAAGUACUUACAUUCGUGUGUCUGCUAGUACAUUUGCCAAACAGCAUAGCAGAGGAAGUGACGGAAGGUGCUCUUUCACUCACAAGUCAGAAUAUUGAUGCAACGUUAGCUGAGAAUGAACUGGUAUUCAUCAACUUUUACGCACAAUGGUGUCGCUUUAGUAACCUAUUAGCUCCUAUAUUUGACGAAGCUGCAGAGAAGAUUAGAGAAGAGUUUCCACAGUCUGGAAAAGUGGUAAUGGCCAAAGUGGAUUGUGACCGCGAAACAUCUGUGGCAUCUAGGUUUCAUAUAACUAAAUAUCCAACAUUAAAAGUAAUAAGAAACGGGCAACCAACUAAGAGAGAAUACAGAGGGCAACGAUCAGUAGAAGCAUUCCAAGAAUUUGUCAGAAAACAGUUGGAAGAUCCUAUUAAAGAAUUUUUUGAUUUGAGGGAGCUUGAGCAACUUGAUGAUAAAAAACGUAUGAUUAUAGGAUAUUUUGAAAGGAAAGAUGUUCCAGAAUAUGAAUUGUUCAGGAAAGUUGCCACUAAUUUGAAGGACGACUGUCAAUUCUAUGUUGGCUUUGGCACAUGCUCCAAUCAAAACUGUGAAAUUGGACAGCAUUUACAUUUGCUGAAUGCAAGUAAAGCAAUGCAUCCUCCAGGAGAACCUAUCAUUGCCUUCCGAUCAGAUAAGGCCCUAUCUGUUGAAAAUGACGAAACUUACAAGGGAAGCUUGUCAGUUUAUGAUGAAUUAAAUGUAUGGGCGCAGGAGAAAUGCGUGCCAUUUGUAAGAGAAAUAACAUUUGAAAAUGCCGAAGAAUUAACGGAGGAAGGCUUGCCUUUUCUUAUAUUGUUUCAUGCUCCUGAUGACUUACAAAGCGUCAAGCAGUACAAAUAUAUCGUAACUAAAUCGUUAUUAAGUGAAAAACAAAAUAUUAAUUUCUUAACCGCCGACGGCCUGAAAUUUGCGCAUCCGCUACACCAUUUAGGGAAAAGCGCAACAGACUUGCCACUGAUUGCAAUAGACAGCUUUAGACACAUGUAUCUAUUUAAGGACUUCAACGAUAUUUUUGUGGAAGGAAAACUCAAGGCUUUUCUACAGGACUUGUACUCCGGAAAACUCCAUCGCGAGUUUCACUAUGGUCCUGACAUCACUAACAAUGAAAUAUCAGUUACUGGGAAACAGGUGAAAACUCCCACAACGCCACCGGAAUCUGCGUUUAAAAAACUAGCGCCAAGCAAAAAUAGGUAUACAAUAGUUAAGGAUGAACUGUAAUGAAUUCGAGCGCAGUGAGAUUUUCGUAAUUAAUUUAUAUGCAGUAUGCUAAAAAAAAAAGUGAAUUGCAUCGGGAGGAUUUUCCAACAUAGAUACAUAUUAUUUUCAUAGUGCAUUUGUAAUGCCAGUCUCCUAAAACCUCGAUGAAUCCGUUUUUCCUUCUCUGCGAUUUAUUCCCUUUCUGUAUUUUUUGUAUACAGGAUGGAAUUGAUGUUUUAAUUUCCUUAUUAUUGAAUAAAAAAAACGUCAAUGGAGAUUAUUUGUUAAUUAUACAUGAUUUUCACAUCAAUAGAGACAAAAUACCACAUAGCAAUUUAUUUUUUAUAAAAAAAUUUACGUUUGUACGAUCUAUUGUCGGCAAACAAACAGCAAAGAACAGAAAGUUCUUUUCCUUUUGAUAAGAUGCGUCUGAUGUUCUUGAAGUGAUUUGCUAAGAACAUUUUUUUAUAUUAACUGUGAGACAUUGCAUCAGUAUCAAUAAUUAUGUAUCAAAUUUUUCUACAUAUAAUGUAAAGGGAUCAUGCUGCUUAACAUCAUUAUUGUUGAUUUUUACAAUUUCGAUAUAAACGCGAGAUAUUUUCAAAUGUAUAGAGAGUUGAUUUAAGAGUAUUCUAUUUUAGAGUAUGAAAAAAUAGCCUAUUUAGUAAUUGAGAAAAAUACUAUUACAUGGCUAUAGUUAUGCAAUAACCUAAAUGAAGUCCAUUUCAAGAAAAAUGCAUAUAAUAUUUGAUGUGAUUUAGAAAUGUAAGUAAAAAUUGUUUUUUAUUAAUUUUAAACAUAUAUUAGGCUUGGAUCUUCUUUGGUUAAUGUCAAAAAAUGUACGAAUUACCCACUGAUUACAAUAAUUCAAAACUUGUAAUUUUGUGAAUUGGAUAUUUCUUGCAUAACUAAGGCCAUAUAUGAUUAUGAAUUUUUACACACGUAUUUAUUUAUAUUUGAAGAAUAUAAAUAAAUGUAACAUCUAGAUAUUUUUCUAAUCUAAUUAAAAAAAAAACCGUUGAAAAAAGAACAUAUUACUGGUUAACACAAUUACAAUAAUUCUACAGAUCUGAGAUAAGAAAGUCAAAAAGAUUCUUAGUAAUUAUGAGUGUGGCUGUGGUCGAAACUAGGAAAUAAAAAAAUAUGAAUUGUUAAAAUAGUACAGUUGUAAAAAAUAGGUACUGAUUUUCCCAAAAAAAUUUUUGACCUUAAAAAAAUAAACGAAAAUAUUACGAUAAUUCUAGUUUGGACCAUAAAUACAUAGACAUAUUUUAUAUAUGUAAAAUUUGCAGUCAAUCAAUUCAAUAUUUUUUAAAUAUGUCAAAACAUAAUUUUGAAAAACGUAUUUAAUGUUUUUAAUAUAGAUGUAACAUAUAAAUAAUAUAAAUUUAUAAAUACUUGUAACUUUGUUAUUCUUUCGUAUUUUGAUCAAAUCUUUUAAAAAUAUGUUCCUGAGAUUUAAACCAUUUGAAAGAAAUACAAUUGAAUUUUUUUUUAUUUCUAAAAUAGAAUACCUCUUAAAUAAUCUCUGUUCUUUCGUAUUCCGCCUGUUACGUUUGCUCCAUAGAACUCUAUAGAACUCUUAGCACAAUAUUUAGUAACAUUUCUACGUGAUCAUCAUAUUUGUCGAGAAUUCGAAGUGUAAAUGUGUUCGAGAAUACAUGAUAUCUAAUGCGUGUAUGCGAUUACCAUUGACCAUAUUGCAUAUGGGGCAAUUGUUUCUGAAUGAAAAAUGUAUAAGAGAGAGAAAGAAAGAGAGUGAGUACUUUGUCUAUUGCAUGAUCGAGCAAAUGAAAUCUCAGUGUGCCCUCGUAAGAUAGUCAUAGAACGCAUUAUUUGUAUGAUCGAUGAUAUUGUUUUGCCUGUUAAUAAACAAUUUCUAAGUCA
This is a messenger RNA of Solenopsis invicta (red fire ant), 3303 nucleotides long. It is a transcript of the gene ERp44, whose product is annotated as endoplasmic reticulum resident protein 44. The transcript has 7 exons. NCBI's taxonomy places the organism in Eukaryota, Metazoa, Arthropoda, Insecta, Hymenoptera, Formicidae. The record is from RefSeq and is a predicted model, not a curated record. The coding region runs from base 151 to 1437 and encodes 428 amino acids.